Heterostelium album PN500 is the source of this 1977-nucleotide messenger RNA. RefSeq lists its product as uncharacterized. The coding region runs from base 1 to 1977 and encodes 658 amino acids. The transcript is spliced from 7 exons. Lineage: Eukaryota; Evosea; Eumycetozoa; Acytosteliales; Acytosteliaceae. The record is from RefSeq and is a predicted model, not a curated record.
AUGAAUAUGCUUAUUUCGAAAUUUAUCGAUCCGAACCAACAACAAGGUGGCGGUGAGUCACAAACCAGUCCUAGAUUGGUCGGAAUGAAUGGUAAUGGACAGCAAUCACAACAGCAACAGCAGCAACAGCAACAACAACAGAAACCAAAGUUAAAAUAUAAGAAUUGGUGUGGUCAGGUCGAGAGAAAAGCAAAUUCAAUCACCUCCAUGAUUCCACAGUUGGAUUCACUGGCAUCUACCGAAGAGAAGAAACGUGAGAAAUCGAUGACCGCUCUCACCAAAGUGAAUUCCUCACUACUGGAAAUCAUCAUUCUACUGGAGAUUAUCACUUAUAAACCAAGUAAACAUCAACAACAAUAUAAUAAUAAUAACGGAGGUGGUAUGAAUGAUUUUUCAUUGAGUGGAUCGGGUGGAAUUCCACCACCUCCAUCAUCAUCAACAGCAGCAACAUCAACAUCACCAUCUUCCUCUUCAUCCACACCAAAUUCCGCCACUCCACCAACUUUUAGUAAAUAUAAACAACAACAACAAUCACAACAACAACAGGAUCAACAACAGUCUACGUCAUUAACAGGAUCAACAAUAAUCAAUAGUAUUAAAAAUACAAAAAUGAUAACCAUUACCUGUAGAGAAUCGAUGUUACAAUUGUGGGGAUCUCUCUGUGCAUUCGUCGAUAGAUUCUCAAGCCUGGAAAAGGAUUUCUCAUUGUUCUACAAGACUAUACUGCUGAUUGCGAGACGUCGUGAAUUCGACACUGCCAUAUCGCCACUCAUUGACCCCGUUACUUUCAAAGCAUGGAGCUCCGACAUUAUCACAAAGUAUCGUCUGAAACUCUAUAAAACAUUCUCAUUCAUUGCCAACACCAUCAUCACAACACCCUUCUUAUCAUUACCACUAUCUCAAUUUUGUGCCAAAUUUAUUGUUAUUGCAUUCUUUAGAAUACCAAAAGUUGCAAAAUUAUUAUUGGAUGCAUUGACACCACCGGAAACAGAGAUUAAAGAUAUAGUUUCCUAUUAUCCAUGUCCACAAAAUUUUGGUGAUAGACCAGAUAAAUUACCAUUUCAUUCUUUAAUGAUGCAAUAUGAAAGUUGUGAAAAAGAAAUUGAUAGUAUUCCACAAGGACCUGUGUUUUCGACUUGGCGUCGGUCGCUUCGACGCUGGGCAUCGUUGAACUCUGGAUCAAAGAGUACGGAGUGCUCCCCGAGACUUUUGACAUCAACUUUUUCUGCGAGGAUGGUUAGAAUUAAAAGAUCGGAAUUGUAUCAAUCUGGAUUCUCUAUUGCAGAGUUUAGUAAGUUGACACAUAACAAUACAGUGGCGACAAACAAAUCGUUGUCACCCGCAAAGUAUCCAGAGAAGGAUGAGAAAGCAGACCAUUCCUAUAAUAGUUCUUCGAGAUUGACAUCAUCAACCAGUUCCAUAUCGAUUUCUAGGCCAAAGAACGGUAGUAAUUCAGUUUCCACUCACUCUGGUACACCGAUGCCAACAACCACGCUAAACUCUUCUGGAACCAAGAAAAUACCACCACCUGUACCACCAAGAAACAUGUCUCUAACAUUAUCCUCUCAGAUGAACAACAACAACAACAACAAUGAUGAACAUAGCAACAGUAACAACAACAACGCAGAUCAACAUGAUUAUAAUAAUGACAAUCAAUUCGAUGAACAUCAUCCGAGUCAACAUCAACCACCAGCUCCACAAUUCACCAGACCACCUGAAUUUACUAAAUACAGCAAGGAAUUUUCAAUUGAUUUGGAAUUGUUUACAAAUAUUGAACUUUAUAUUAAGAAUGUAUCGGAUCAAUUCAGAUCACCAGAGUUGAAACAUCAUGAUCCAAAGUUGACCAACUAUGUUGCACCUUCACUGAGUGAAUUCAAAACCUAUAUAGCUAUCAACAAUCAAGCCAAUGCGACACCACCAAAGAUCAUUCCACUAAUGCAUCAAGGUCCAACUCCUCUUAACUUUUUAAAAGAUUAA